Molecule: messenger RNA, 37171 nt
Organism: Podarcis lilfordi (Lilford's wall lizard)
Lineage: Eukaryota; Metazoa; Chordata; Lepidosauria; Squamata; Lacertidae
Source: the annotation of a GenBank genome assembly
AUGAAAAGGAUUUUGAAAAGCUGUGCCGAGUUUUCUUUUCAGCCUUAUGUAAGAAUAUAAUAAGCAGGUUUGCGGUGACUUUCCAAAAUACAAUAGGCACCUAAGCUUUCCAAAUAUAUAACCAGCCAGUGAACGCUGUAAAAUAUUUGUAUAGCUGAUUAGCACUAAGUAGAAGAGACACCUACUUUAAAGUAUCGCCCUGUAAGUGAACAAAGGAGAUUGGGGGCGGACAGAGAGAGAGAGAGAGUCCUUUUGUAUUUUUCCUCCUGCUCUCUCACCCUUGAUAGUAAACUUCCAAGGCAUUAAAGGUAGACUAAACAAGAGGCAGUAACAAUAGGUUUGCUUCUCCUGGUUUUUAACAUGCAAAUGCUUAAAUUGCAAAUCCCUGAACACCAUUCUAAUUAAUAAACAAACUCAAUGUGGAAUCUAUCUUCUUUCAUCUGAAUCAAUAAACAGAGAAGUCAUGAGAAAGGGACCUUUUCCCUUCAGGGAGCCUUUUCUUGUUAAUGUUGACUCAGAUUGUUAGUGCUUACACUUGUCCUUGUCCUUGUGUUAUUCUACUUCCUUUUUAACCACCCAACUUCAUCUCUGAAGAUCUUUGCAAAGUGGUUCUUCAUGCAUGACUUUCAUAUUUAUUUAUACCAGUAAUGAAUAUUAGCUGCCAAAGUAAGCUUUCUAAAUUGAAGUAACAUUUAAUUGCUACACCAGACAUUGAAAGAUGGAUGUCAAAUGUCACCUUAAUUCAUGUCAAAGCAUUUGUUGCAAUGUGCAUUUGAAAGAUACGCUUUGAAGAGACAGCCGAAUCUCAUCAUUUCUGAAAAUGUGAGUACAGUACUACCUGCUGUCAUGAGCAACGACCAAACUUGGCCAUAGAUGAGUUUGGCCUUUGGUUCUCAAACAGCAACCCCUUAUGCUAUGUAGCAAAGCAUGAGGGGUGGGGGAUUUCAAAAGAUGUUUACGAUUUAAAAAUAAAAUAAUGUAUUUUCUCAUUUUUACCCUGCUUUUUACAAAAACAAAAAAUCACCAGGCUGCUUAUAAGUGCCAUAUUUUUCCGUCUAUAAGAUGCCCCCUAUUUUUGAGGACUCCAGUUUAAGAAAAUGGGGGGAGAUCUAUCCAUGUAUAAGACGCUCCCAAAUUUUGGACAUUAUUUUUUAGGAAAAAGCCUAGUCUUAUACAUGGAAAAAUACAGUAAUUGCCACAAGAAACCUAACGUCAAGAAUAAAAUAGAAGCAAUAAAAAAGGAAUAAAACAGUUCAGCUUUAAAGACAACAGGCACAGAAAUCAAUUCUUAAAAGGCUUCUGGGGUAGAAGAAAAAACAUUUUCAAAACACCCUUAAAAGCAGACCAUAAGGAGGCUUGGCAGGUUUUCCCUGGAAGGGAAUUCUACAAUCCUGGUUAUGUUUAAAAAAGUGGGGCAUAACUUUGAUGCUUACCCAAUGAGUCUAGAGUUUAAAAAGAAACCAGAGGCUGAGAUGAUGAACUUACAACCUGGGUAGAUUUUAGGCAACAGGUUCAGAUAGAAUCAUAGAAUUGUGGAGGUGGAAGGGACAACGAGGGCCAUCAAGUCCAAUUCCUUGUAAUCCAGGAAUCAACUAAAUCAUGUGGUGUGCAAGUAUGAGAUACAGAGAGAGUAGAUAGAUAAACACACUCAAGACCACUGCACAUCUCAACUAGGCCGUUUAAAUCCCUGAGCAUUGCUUAAAUUUUAAAGCAAUCAGCAGGUGAUAAGCUGUAUGUUUGUGUAUUUUUGAAAGGAAUCUCAUGUCUUCUAUUUCCCAUGCUAAUUUUGAUUCAGCUUGUCUACCAAAACCAAGUAUAUUCAGUUUCCCCCCAGUUGACAUCAAUGCAAAACAAUUCCAGUUUUAAAUGAGAUUUGAGUUCAUUAUACCAUGGACAGUAGCUCAGGCAGUAAUGGAAACCUGUGGUUUGUUUAAAAUAAAAAAGGUAGCUUGACAUUUUUGCUUUUAAUGAGAGGUCAUGCAGAUUCUUUUUUCACCUAUUUGUGUGUCCCCUAAAACCAUCUCCAAUGACAGCAUGAAUCUAGAAACUCUGGAAUUUUGCAGAGGGCCAGAAUUCUUUUUGCUAAGGAAAUACAAUUCCCUUCACACAGUUGAUUUUGUAAAAACCAGCCAGGUCAAACCUGCAAACGUUUCUUCAUUGAAACGAACCCCCUGACAUGCCUGCGUUUGCAUGGGUGCAAGCAAUCGGGGGAUCUGCUCUGAAUGUUGUAGACAGAGCUGCAGCCUAUAUUAAAACACCAAUGAGCUAGGUCACCGUUAACUUUCUUCUGCAUCUCACCUAUGUAGCUAUUUGUCCUUAGAUUAUGUAGAAUAACGUGGAGGGAAAGGCUGAGGAUUGCACAGCUCUUCCAUAUUUGUCUUCCAGAAGCUCCCCCUAAAUGAAAAAGCGAGACACUAUGGUUGGAUAUUGUGUUUACAUAUAACAGAACUCAUCAAUAUCCACAAAAUUGCCAUCUGGCGCUGUAUUCGGCUUAAGGUAUCCAUUGAUAUACUGAGGAGAGAAUCCACUGGAGGACUGAAAGAAAGCCACAACAUACAAUGUUCUUCUACAACGUCCGUGAUGUUCUUUUAUGCUCCUCAGGAAGGCAGAUUCAACAUGUCCAAAGAAGGGUUGGCAGGGACAAGGUAAUGGGACGGCUAAAGAGAAACAUGGUUGAAAGUGCGAAUGAAGGUUCAUAAACUAGGAAAGCAGCACAUGCAUGCUGCACAUAGGGAGCAGAGAUCAAAUGUGGAAAUGAGCUAAAGGGUGCAGAAUAUAUUGCCUUUUUUUGGCUCUUGAAAGCUUAGGACUCCGAAGGUCUUCUAUAUUCCGUGUGUACCUGCCCAAACCUGAUGAUAUCACUAGAUACAUUCCUUCAAGUCGUUCCGCUUUGUGAAGUCAGAUGGGCAAUAACUAGAGGGAGAGGCACAGUGUACGUGGAACGCCUUCCCCAGGGGAGUUGUGGUUGAUGCCAAACCUGAUGUCUUCUCAGCACCAGGCAAAGAGCUUUUUAUUUGACUGGGCUUUCCAUGACGCACCCUGACGCAUACUUAAAAUGGUGCUUUUUCUGAUUCUAUGGAAUUUAUUUCUCUGCUAUGUUUCUGUUAUUCAACUGGUUUCUCUUAUAGUUGACAGUGUUUUUAUUGCUUUCAUGCCAAGCUCUUAUGCUGAGAGUUCUGUAAACUAAAGAGCGGCAUGUAAAUGUUUAAAAUGAAUUUAAUAAAUACUUAUUAUCGGUGUCCUUACUCUUAAGAAGGGCUGUUUUGCAGCUUACUGGAAAGUCCUGAGCAGUAAAGGCACAAAUGAGUCACACAUCUCUUGCUUGUGCUUCCAGGUUAAUACGGGAAGAAAUCGUGCAUCGUAUUUGCAGGCAGAUUCACUGGAGAGUGAUCCCAGGCGCCAUUUCAGAUUUCAUUGAGUGACAGGUAAAAGGCUUAUUAAAGAUUAAAGAUCUGCUGUUAGAUCUAUUCAAAUAAAAAUGGGCAGAGCACUCUUACCGGAUCAGGGAAGCUGCUGGGGCAGAUGAACUACUAAAUCCAAAGCCCUUCUAGACUCAAAACUGGAGGGAGCAGUUCCCACCCCCAUUUCCCUGUUUUGGGACAUAACACAAUUUCCCUUCCACUUUGGUCACAACAGGAUGGAAAAUCAACAUGCCAGGGCUAGUACUACCCCUGCCCCCAAGUGUGUGGUUGUGUCAGGAUCCUGAUCUGUACCACCCUGGCAUGGCACCCACUUUUUUCAUUGGCAGGGGUAACCCAGAAGUGUGUCCCCCCCGGCCCCUGCUGGCUGGGAAAGGGAUUCCAAGGGCAGAUUUCCCUCUCUGAGGCCAGACUUUUUCUCCUGCAGCCUCUGAGACAAUAGGCUUGUGCCCUAAAUUGCAAAAGGAAGAGAAUGCCAGUGCGAGGGAUCAAAUGCUGUGGCUGGUGCCAUCAUGCCUUAUGAGCAACAGUGUACAUUUCAAUGAAACACAACGAGAAAAAAUAAAAUAGAAUAGAAUACAAUUUAAGAGAAUGGUGGCAGGGGUGUUUUAAAAUACCUCGGUAAGAAUGAUCGCAAACAACCUGUGCCUUUGAUAGGAAUAUCUGGCAUGAGGACUACAUAACCCAGUGGUUGCCAGUGUGGUGCCUUCUGAACGUUGUUGCCCCAACUCCCAUCUUCCCUGACUGGCUGGGGCUGAUGGGAGUCAGAGUCCAGUAUGUUGCAGAACCAGUGAAAUGGCUAGAAACAGAGGCGCUUCCGAAGAAUGGAAGGCAGAACAUAGGAAGGUGCCUUACACUGAGUGCCUCUCCAGCAUUUCAGACAGGGGCCUCUCCCAUCCCUACCUGGAGAUGCUGGCGAUUGAACUUAGAAAUUUCUGCAUGCAUUUCAAGGGGACAUGAAGGGUUUCAGACAGGGGACAUCGCCAGUCCUACCCAAAGAGGCUGGAUAUUGAACCCGGGACUCUCUGCAUAUAUAUCAGGAGUUCUGCCCCUACACUUUGGUCCUUCUCUUCUCCUCCAGAGGAGACUGACAACAGCAACAGGGACGUGCUGAGGAGGGCAAUGGGAAACCCCCUUUGCCAGCCUCCCUGGUUAGUGCUGUUCCUACUGGUCUGGACGACACUGCAGAAAUCUGUAUGUGCUGACACAGAGAGAAGCAAACGUUGGUACUUUCCAUGGUAAAUUCCUUCUCUGUGUAACUAGAAAUAUACAGCAAAUUAAUUGUCACAAAGAGCAUCAGAGAAUAUUCAAAAUCACACCACAUAGUUUAUCAGCACCCAAAUAGCUAUCAUUAGAGUGUCUUUUCAGGCCAUUGAUCUGCAUGUGAUCGAAUGUUAUAUGAAAGCAAAAAACGGGAACACACAGAGCGCAUUGUAAAAAAGCAAGCUUUGCUGAAGAAAGGAAGGAGGGGGAAGGAAAUGUUAUGUAAUUCAGGCCUCAAGCUACAAACCAUAGCAAAAAUCAGGCAAGGAACUGACUUGCGUGCAUAAUAAUACUCUAGCAGCGUACCGACCGGAGAAAUUAUGAUCAUUCGUGAAGGAAAUGUAGAGCACUGCAUCAAGGCAUUAUAUGUGAAUACAAAGGAUCCAUCACUUUUAAAAGCUUAUUCCUUUAGGCAUGGUGUGCUUCUUAUUUAAAUGCUGCUGUUUAAAGCAUUUCUACAUAUGUGCUUCAAAACUCUAUUAGAUAAAACCCACCCAUCCAGCUGCUGAUGGUCUAGCUUUCCAGUAGGUGCACCUAAGGGCUUCUUGGAAAAGUCCCCUUCUCCCCCUGCCCCUCCCCAAUGGAACACAUCUUUUCCUCACUAUUAAAUGCACUGUUGUUUUGUUUUUAAAAAACGUUGCUCAGUUUAAUCUCAUUUCAGAUAACCACAUUCAGAUUCCUUGACUUGGGAAGCUGUUCUUAGUGAUAGCUAGUUCACACUCUAGAAGGUAUCUGACAUCUAUAGCAUUUAGUGGCAGAAAUUAAAUGCUGGGAAGUCUGAAACACGGAUGUAUUCUUGCAAACAUGCAGUGGUCACACAUCAGAGAACUGUAGCCAAACUGAACUCCCCAACACAUGUGCACCUCAUGUCCCUAUGUGUUUACCAAAACAUACCAUAUUCACACAAUAUGAUGCUCACAGCUGCAACUACCCCUAUGUACAGGGCAAACGCGCCUGCAAUAUAAAACGUGAAUUUAAGAGGCAGCAUCUAUGAUUCUGCGAUCUGCAUUACAGACAUAAACUGCUACAGGAACCCCUGUUAGGAUGCUCAGAGCUUUAUCUCUCAGCAUACAAGGCUGUUUUAAGGAUGAAAGGGACGGCUAUAGACGUUUACUGAAGCUUUAUCCUCACUCCAUGCAUUUAAUUGAUAGUUGUGUUUUUACCGUUGCAAUUAUUAGCAGGGCUGUAAAAAUCUGGGCACCCAGACACUACUGGCACCCCAAAAUGCCAGUCCUGCUGACUGAGCUGCUGAAGAGGGCAGGACAUGAGUUGUUCUACCUUCUGUGUGACCUGGUCACUUUUUUAUUUUACUUCCUUAGCUCCUCCCCAAAAUCAGCUGUCAUUUGCUGGAGGGAGGGCCAUGGUCCUAGGUAGGCUUUAGCCUCUGGAAGAAAGGAAAGGGAUGGGAUGGAGAACAGAACGGGAUUUGUCCUCUCGCUGGUGACCUCUCUUCUGCUCCUCCAUUCUCCUGUCCAAAUUCUGUUGUUAUUAUUAUUAUUAUUAUUAUAUCAGUUCCUAGGUUUUGCAGUUGCUGUUGUUUCACUCCAACUCCCAUCAGCCCCCGUGAGCUUUGUCAAUGGGCAGGGACAACGGGCGUUGAAGUGCAGCAACAUCUGGAGGGCCACGAGUUCCCUGUCCCUGUUUCAGAGAUUUCGGCCAAAUAUUUUUAGUCACUCAAGAAACAUCCCAACCCUCCUAGCAGUCAGUCUGAUCGUGUAAUGGGAAACUUUGUAUAAUAAAUGCUUUGUGACCUGGCUUAUUUUCCCAAGUUCACCGUGAUCCCAAUGCUAAUGCUCCUCUGAGCUCGUUCUAAGGACAUUGUACUGUAAAUAUUUUGAAGCGCGAUGUAUUAAUUUGAUGCUGGCUGUGAGAUCUUGGGACUAGCAGAACAGGAAUGAAUGCUCUUGCUGAAGGAGGGCAGGAAUGGCAACUGUUUUGCAGACAGAAAUCUCACUGGGUGAUUUAUUAAUUCCUCUUCGCUCAGUCAGGCCGUAAUCCUUGCACUGUGCUGGCCUUUCCCAGUAUAGUUGAAGUGGCAUGGGAUGCUGGUUUACAGCAGCCUCUCCCCGAGGGAAGGAAAAACCUGAGCAUUUUGCAAAUGUUCCAAGUGACUAUUUGCUAUUUGCUAAGUCUGCUACCUCCUUCCCUUGCCCCAAGCCCUGCUCCUAGAAGGCAGCAUUCCCCAGCCUGCUGGGGGCUAGAGUGGGACUAGUAUCCCCAGCAACCUGGACAGGAAAAAUUAUGCACUAUGUGCAAUUUCUGCUGAGCUGGCCCUUGGGGUCCUUCCGUGAGAAUCACGCAGAGCAUCAUUUUCCCACCUGAGGUACUAGGAUUUGUUAGUCCAGUUCAGUGUUCAGCAUGAAAAAUGAUCAUCUGCUACAGUGAGUUACCACCACAACCUCCUCUGCCUUCCUUCUGGCACAUGGCAAACCUCUGGGAUGCCUUGGAGAAGGAGGAGGUUGGAGCCACGGUGACUUGCAGGGUUGGAGUGAGCACAGCCUGAUCCUGUUCAUAAGUACAGGAUUGUUCACAACAACCCUAGUUUUUGUGUGUUUGUUGGGGGUGUAUGUGUUGAAAAUUGCAUCCCCAACCUGUAAUCUGCACGGUCCAUACAGUGGUACCUCAGGUAACAUACGCUUCAGGUUACAUAUGCUUCAGGUUAAAGACUCCGCUAACCCAGAAAUAGUGCUUCAGGUUAAGAACUUUGCUUCAGGAUCAGUGGCGUAGCGUGGGGGGUGCAGGGGGGGCCAGCUGCACCGGGCGCAACAUCUGGGGGUUAGGGUUAGGGGGCGCAAAUCCACGGUUUAGGGGGCGCAAAUUACUUGCCUUGCCCCGGGUGCUGACAACCCACGCUACGCCACUGUUCAGGAUGAGAACAGAAAUCGGGCUCCGGCGGCGCGGCAGCAGCAGGAGGCCCCAUUGGCUAAAGUGGUGCUUCAUGUUAAGAACAGUUUCAGGUUAAGUACGGACCUCCGGAACGAAUUAAGUACUUAACCUGAGGUACCACUGUAUUGCCAUUCCAGAAUUCUGCCCCUUCAUUCCACUGUGUGUGUAGACCAGGCCUAUAUGGGAAUGUAAGAAUCUUGCUAGAUUAGAUCAAAGGCCUUUCUAGUUCAGCGUCUAGUAUAAAAUCAUGCAUGGUGUGCAGAUGGGUUUCUUCAUCUCUCAUAAUAUUAGAACUCAGGGCGCUCUUCCCAUGAAGGUGAAUGUGGGAAGAUUCAGGACAGACAAAGGAAAGUAUUUCACCCAGAAUUCUCUUUCUACAAGAGGCAUUGGUGGCCAUCAAUGUGGACAGAAGACAAAGAGACAAAUUCAUGGAGGAUAUGCUGGGUGGAGCUAAUGGGACUUGUAGUCCAAUGUCUGGCGCGCAUAAUGUUGACUUUCCCUGCAGUGCGCAAAUAUUAUGGAAAUUCAUGUCCUUUUGUGGGGGGGCAGGGAAUGUGUGUGGGGUUUUUUUUUUGGUAAUGUGUAAGCAGCCCCCCUACCUGAGGCCCUGUCUUUCUGCAUGUUGAUGAAAUCAAACACUCAGGAGAUUGGCUCGGAACAUUUACCUUUGUGCAAAGAAAGACCACGAACCAUCUCACUUUACAAAUUUCUUUUCAACAAGUGACGUUUUCCAACACAAAUGGGGAGGGAGGCAUCUGAGAAGAACGAAUGCUGUUCCCAGCAAAGUUGAACUAAGUCCAGAAGAAAACAAACAUUUCUGCUCCAAUAUCAGGACUUAGUUUGUGUGUAUUUUUAAAAGGAUUUAGGAUUCGGUCUGCUUCUCACUGAAGGUAUUGGGAAAAUGCCCAAUUGAUCUUAAUGGAGAUGGAUUACAUCCUUGGACCCCGAUCCAACUGCGCACAUGCAACCAGUGCCAGCUUAGGGCAUUUUUCUGCAUGAGGCGGAGCCCAAAUGGUGCCACCCUGCUAUGAUGAUAAAAGUCUUGCUGCACCAUUCAGACACUUAAUUCCUGCCUUCAUUCAUCUCCCCUUCAUGGUACUGUCUAAAGCUGGUCACUUCACCCUCCUGUAUAGCGGUGCCAACCCUGGCUCCUCACCUUUUAAGAGCCCAUGGGCACAUUCAAAAGCCUGCAGAAAAAACCAUUGAGGGCAUUUCCCAGAAGUAAAACUGGCAGUGCUUAGACACCCACCCCCCAACAGGCAAAACACAUGCACACACCCCAACAACUAAGCAAAAAGAUAAGAAUAGGAGGCAACCCCCCCUUAUAAAAAAAAAAGGCAACCCCCCACCUGGGCAAACUCUGCCUUUCAAAACAUUAAAAACAGGGACGGGGGCUUUGGAUGCCAUGGUGUCUAUGAGCACCAUGUUGGAGACCGCAGGCAUACACAGUCCCCAUGGCUGGAUUGGACCUGGCAGUUGUGUGUACAGCACCUGUCUUAAUCCAGUUAGGUAUACAUGCAUAGAAGCAAGAAAGAAGCACUCCCUUGCUGGUGCGAGGAAGUAUCUUCUAAGGUUGUUCCACUAUUUUCAGAAUACAGUAAAUGCAGAAGAAUGGGUGACCUCACAGAGUAAAUAUUCUUUAGUAUAAGUUAAGAAUGCUGAAGUCCUGGCUGAGCAGCUGGCAGUGACCUCCAUCAGCAAGUUCCCCCUUUUUUUGGCAGCAGUUCCUUCCUUUUGCUGCAGAAGAGCUUAAAAGUUUCCUUGGAUUCCUCAGUGACAUGCAGGCAAAUCCAGCAGCGGAGAACAGCUGCAAAACAGGCAGCAAAUUCAGAAGAAGCUGAAAAUUGAUUUAAGGGGGAGCAUUAAGGACAAAGCAAGAGCCUUUCAUGACUCCCCCCCCCCCAAUUCUUUGUUAACACAUUGCUUUCUCGAAAGAUAAAGCAUAAAGCUAUUUUCUUCCUUCGGACUGACCAAAAUGCAGUUAAUUUUAGGACUGCGUAGGGUUUUCAUCGCUGAUUUUGGAGAUAACAGAAUGGGCAGAUAAGUACAAUUGGUAAAGAAGUGGAUCAUUAGAAUGCUUGCUGUUUUGCAUCUCAACUGAAAAUAAAGACCGGUUUUCCUAUUUGGAGUAUCUUGCAAGGUGUUCUGAAGGUGUUCUCCACUUCUUCUUGAGGACAAUAGACAUUUUACACAACCGUUUUAAUCGUUUAGUCCUUUUCAUAGUACCUACAGGUGUGUUUGGUGCUUUUGACAAAUGAUGCAAUAUGCCCGUUCCUGUCCAUGGUAGCUUGCAAAAAGAGAUGGAACAGGGAUGGGGGGAUAGGACAGGUGGGAGGGAAGGAACAGAGCAAAUAAUUAUAGUUCCAAAUUUACAUUUGAAAUGGAAGCACAAUAGUAAGUUGCAGGAUAUAUUAUUGAGUUAUAUGUUAAACUAUAAUGGAUGAAGAGGGAGAAGAUUUAGGUGGAAAAGGGAAGCAAAAAGAUGCACAUUUUUUUCUACGCUUCUUAAAGAGAGGAAGAAUGACAAAUGUAUCCAGGAAGACCAUUCCAGACGUAGGGAAAAGGAAGAGAUAACGGACAGCAAAUCAAAGGAGAAUGGUCAGGAGGAGACAAACUGUUGAACGCCUCAAAAACUAAAACUAAAACUAAAAGCAGAAUAUGAAGGGGGAAAUUAAAGAUCCAGUUAAGAGGUCAAAAGAGAAAAGUAAUAUGAUCAUAAUGAAUUCCAGAGGGGUAGCUGUGUUAAGCUGUUGGUAGCAAAUAAAUAAAUAAAAGCCCCACAACACUGUUUUUUAUAUUGUGGCAUAAGCUUUUGUGGACUGAAGAGUGGGGCCAUGAAAUGCACAGGAAAUCAGCAAGUCUGUCAGAGCCCAAUGUGUGACAUAAGUUUUUCUUGCAAGGCUAAUUUAGCACCUAAGGCGAGACAAUACUUUCAAAGUGCUUAUGUAGUGUUCUAGUCUUGACUGGAAACAAAUUUGUUGAUUAAAUUUUAGUCCAGUGUGAAAUUGCAGCACCACUGUUUGCAAUACAUUUCCUCUGCCCCCAUGCCCCCCCUCGUGUGUGUAUAAUAUACCUGCCAACAGAGAUGUCUAUGAAAGCCUAUUCCAAAAUAAAUAUGAUCCAGCAUAGUCCUGUGGGUGUUUGCUCAAAAGUAAGUCCCACUGCAUAGGAUUGUUCCCUUCAUGUGUAAGGUAGAAUGUUAGUUUGAUCAGAACCAUUGGUGAGCUGGACCAAGGUGGCAGAAUUCUGGGAUGAGAACAAAGGUUUAAGGCAAGCCAACAGCAUCUCUCAAACAUGGCAAUAAGAUAAAAAAAGAUUAAGGACUGAGCCAAUAUCUGUGGACUAGAAGCAGAAAGAAAAAGGUAAAUAGUAGGCUUUCUGAAAGCUACGACAACCUUGUCCUGGAAAAGGUAAGAAGAAAGGAGGACGCUGAGUUUGAGAAAUACAUUAUCUAUGUUUCCCAGACACCAGGUUGUCCAGUUCCUGCAUCUGCAAGUUGCUGCAAAUUUGUUAAAGUGAUAACGCUGAAUGCGGACACACCUCCUGCCUCAACUGACACAGUUACACAGAGCUGUAUGUUAUCUGCUGUCCAUUAAGUACCUUAGAUUGCCCCACCCACUGUUGCCGUUGGUGUAUUUUGAGCAAUAAGGAAAGUCUACAACACCACUUUGUUUUUGGUUUUAGCAAUGCAGUUUACAAAGCAGGAGUGGGAAGCUAUGGCCCUCCAGAUCUUGUUGGAAUCCGAUUCCUAUCAUGCCCAAGCCAUUGGCCCCACUGCCUGGUGCUGAUGGCAAUUGCAGUUCAACACCUGGUGAGCCACAGGUUUCUCCCCACCACUGUCAACCUGCUAUAAAGCGUCCCACUGUUUUCAGUUCUUGGCUGCAUGGACCAAUGGACCUGGCAGUAUUAGCAUUGUAUACAGUCAGACCAUGGGUCCAUCUUCUGAUCUUCUGUGUUGCUGCUUCUGUCCAGCAGCAGCUCUUCAAACAUAGACAGGGAUCCUUCCAGCCUCACUACCUUAGAAGGAGAUGUGAGGAACUAAACCUGGAACUUGGUGCAUGUAAAGCAUGUCCUCUAAUGCUGAGCUGCAGGUCCUUCCCCAAUAAAACAAUCCUGGCCUCUCUGCUCUUCACGUCCCGACUUUGCAAGGCUGGUUUCGUGUUUACAGAGCUAUAUGGACAAGACAAGGGAAAGAACAUGAUGCUUAUACACAUCUCUCUUCGCAGGCUGCCUUUUAUCUGCAUUUGCCUACCUUAAAUAUCAACAUUGUGACUUUGGAAUUUUGUUAUGAAGUUAAAAGCUUAAACGAAAAACUUGCUUCCCAGAGCAGCCAGAAAUAUUUGAACACUUAAAGGCUUUCUGUCUGUGAUUCAGAGAUUUAUUUAUAAGACUGCUGAUUUUGGGACAUCAAACGUAUACAUUCAAACUGCAGGAAUGAGUCACAUUUGUAGGAGGUAAUUACUACCAGAAAGUACAUUCUAACUUUUGUCGGUUCCUCUUUAAAGUGUCCACUUAAGAGUGCCAUGUUCCAAAAAUAGCAUUCUUUGUUAUGUGCUCAGUAAAAUCCUGCCUUACUGUAUGGUGUGGUAAUCUAUGGAGGUUUAGCCCUGUGGUUAAGGGCAUGUGUAGGCUUUACAGGAGGGCAAGUCCUGGACCAUUUCUGGAGCGGUGGCCUGGUUAAAAAUCACAAAAGCUAGUGCACUGAUGCUGGUCUUUGUGGGCGCAGCUAACAUUUGCAAACAUGAUACUUCUGCAGCACAAACCCUGGAAAUGUUUUGCAAUGCUCUUUGGCAGUUAGGGAAUCCAAAAAUUGUACGUGAGAGGGAUUUCACAGUUGGAGGACAUUCCAGGCAUGCAUGGUAACUUAUCCUAUAGCAAGGGUGGGGAACCUGUGGCCCUCCAGAUUUAUUAUUGGACUCCAUCUCCCAGGCAGCAUGGCCGUCUGCCAGGAACGAUGGGAGGUGUGGGCCAGCAACAUCUGGUGGGACACGAGUUUCCCAUCCCUGACUUAUGGUGCAUGGCUUUGGGAUCACCCUCUAUUGAAAGGCUGUGGCCUUCCAGAUGCUGUUGGACUCCCGUCAGAUGUAGCCAGCAUUGCCAGUGGUCAGGGAUGAUGGGGGUUGUGGUCCAGCAACAUCUGCUGCAGUUCUUGACACAGUACUUGGAGGAUGCAUUGGUUCCAGUCCCUGGCUUGGAGCUAUUUUUGGCUCUUUUGUCCAGUCCUUUUCCUGCUCCAGAACUUCAGCUGUCUCAAAUCCCCACCCUCCCAAGAUUUAUUCUUCAUCUCCCAUGUGUUCAGCUGCCCUUGCAAAUGCUGUUCCAAAUGCCCAAUAGAACAUUGCACUCCCAAUGCGCUACUUUGCCCUUAUCCUUUCUUAGUUCACUGGUGGCAAACUUGCCCUUCCAGCCUGGUUCUGCAGCAUGAAGCCUCUUUGUUCAGUUUGUUGAAGCCCUGGCCAAGGCCCUGCCCUCUGUCUGAAGUCUGUCUCACCCAGACUGGAAAGGGGGCGAUCUGUCAGCAAUGCAGGAUCACAGUCUUCCGCUGCCUUGGAGUCUUCUGAGUUACUGAUGACUUCAUUGGAUCUUUGAAGUCUUCUUCUGGCAGAUCAGGGCUACUCUUCUCUCCUAACAGCAGGAAAGGUGAGAAUCAGCCAGCUCAGGAAAGGUGAGAAUUGAGGUAGGAGAGGCGAACUGGACAGCUAGUUGUGCCAAAAGAAGACACUGGCUGGAAAGGUCCAAUGAGUGUGUGCAUGUGUUGUGCUCCUUCAGUUAUCUGUGUGCAUGCCACCUCUGGGUGUCACCUCUCUCUGCAAUUUCCCCAUUAGCUGAGCAGCAGGAAAGAGAACUACCCUCCAAAAACACAACACAUGAUGUGUAAUAAUGCUGAUGCAAACUCCUCUUCCUUUAGAGGAGUUUGUAUCAGCAUUACUACACAUCAUGUGUUGUGUUUUGGGCAUCUGUGGUCUGCAUGUGUGCAAGGGGGAAUGUGGGGUGGCGAUGCCCAUUUUUGCUUAGGCCACACUUGUAUGCACACCUCUGAGGGUUGGCUAAAAGGGAAUGCAACCCUCUGGCCAAAAAAAGAGAGGUUAGUCACCUGCUUUAGUUGUGCUAUUGUUGCAAGAAUUUCAUUUACAGCACAAACCUAGGCAUCUCUACUCAGAAGAGUAGGCCUUACUCACUGAUAAGUGGAUAUUGGAUUGCAGCCUUGGUUUAGCAAUUAUCAUUGCUGCCUUACUAGCCAGGAGAAUUCCUACAUUUGCUUCUGCGGUUGUUUGUUACAGUUAUUUUGCAUUUGCAAGAAUGAUAGCAUGGUACAGUUCUGCAUAAAUGAAUACAGGUUAUGAAUCAGCGUGGAAUUGAGCCCAGUGCUGUCCUCUGCCUGUCACAACCUUAUAAAUUAAUCUCCCCAUGCAGGGGAUUAUGCCUAUUCCAAAAUGCUGCCAUCGUUCUUCCCGCAGUAAUCUCUUUCAGUAUGUUCUGAGGGUGGUUGUUCCUAUCGUUUGGUCCACCCUACAAACAAACAAACAAACAAACAAACAAACUCACACGCUUCAUAGCAGGGAUUUAAUUACUCUCAUUAGGGGCAUGUAGUGUGCUGUCAUACCACAACGCUAUGGUUCAAAAACCCAAAAUAAAUAGAUGCAACUGUGAUCAGCAAGACAGACCAGACACGUUUUGAGUGGUUACUGCACUGUGGUUACAAAUGGAAUGCAGAGACUCUCCAUUCAGUUCUGUGGGCUAUGGAGCUAUUCCAAUAAGACGUCUGAUCAUGCAUCAGAAGAUAUGUGUCCACCACAUAUUUUGAGCCAGUCAUUUUUAGGUCACCAUCCCUCCUUCAAAGAAGGUUUGAUAGAACAAUGGCCCAUGUAGACAGUUUUCACAGAAGUCCAUCAAGCUAGCUAGUAACCAUACCAUGUGGUAUAACUGAGUCCAGGGCCUCCUCAACUACCUUCCAUGCUGCUAAUCAGGAUUAUCGUUGCUUGCAAUUUUGCUGGCAGCAAAGCUGCAGCCCCCCAGUAAGAAAGAUCAGGAAUGGGCAGAUCUAAUAAAAACAGAACAAGUCAAACAACAACCUGGACCUUGAAACUGGUUCCUUUCCAGGUUUGCUUUGUAAGAAGCUGCAGGUUCUCAUUUCUGCUUUCCCCAAUAGAGAUCAAAGCCAAUAUUCCUUCUAGUUCUGUUGCUCCAGUUCCUUCAUUUCUCGACUCCCACAUUAAAUCCAGUCAAGUGAUCAUGCAAUAUGCAUAGUUAUAUAAUGAAUGCCAAGAGUUCAUCACUGCUUUCACCCAGUUUUUUAUAACAAUGGGAAUGCUGUUUAUUUAGAGAUCUAACCUCUUGUCUGUGGAGUGAGAAAACCAUUUUCCAUUUCCAUUUAUUAUAUUUUUAUGCCGCUUUUGACUCACACGAAUCACAAAGCGGCUCACAAAUAAUAAAUAAGAAAACAGAAUGGAACGUCACAAAUAUAACACAAAUCGUAUAGAAUAGUUAACAAAUCACUAAAGCCACCACGUUCUAGAAAACACUAUGAAUAAAACAAUUUUAAAAAAGAAGCUUAACAGCACAAACACAAGCAGCAUCAUAUAACCAUUUUCCACUGUCUGAAAUGUCUUACUAUAUCACCUCCACCGUGGUUCAUAUAUGGUGCCUUUCAACUAAAACUUCUGCUCCUCACAUGGUAUAUUCCCUUGGCUCUUACAGUUUGGACUCUUGAUAAUGCCUCUUUCCAUGUCGUCUUAUUGGAAUGUGUUUAGGUGAGAGGUGGGGUUACUGUGGCCCUAUUGUUGGACAUACCAACUCCCCUCAGCCCCAGCCAGCAUGACCAACUGUGAGGCAUGAUGGGAGUUGUAGUCCAGCAACAUCUGGAGGACCACAGGCUCCCAUCACUCAUUUAGAUCCUGUGCAAUUUUGUUACAGGAUCCGAACCUGCCCUGUUUCUCACCAUACUCUUCUAACCACCACCCACAGCACAGUUUUGUUGUUUCGUCUUACAAACAUCACAGCUACGAGAGUUUAUGAGAGUUCGACUUUUGUUCUGGUUCUUAAACCCUGAUUCUUCAAAUCCAUUUUUGCACAGCAGGCAUGAGGAACGUUUGGGCUUGUGCAAGACAUCCUUCUCUCUUCCAUUCUCUCCAUCAUCCAUUCUUUCCCGCUCUGACACACACGUACGUACUUUUUCUCCCCUUCAUCCAUCAUUCAUUCAUCCUCUGGUUAGUGUGUGUCAGCAUCAGUCAUGCACAUUUCAGGAAGAAUAAAACCUUCAUCACACCAGGCCAGCAAUGAAAUGAAAGAUUUAGAGAGUCAGAGGCUCAGACGACUUCCAGGUUUGGGGACACACAGCCAUAAUAAGAGUAAGAAUCUUCAAAAUAUUGAGGAACAUACUGACGGGAAGGACAAGGGUGGGGAAAUCUUACUGUUGCACAACCAUGCGUUUUAAUUAUUGUAUUGUUUAUGCAUGUUAUGCCUUAGAAUUAGCUGUGUUUGUUGUUAAAUAAAAUAGCUUUGCGUGUUCUCCCAUAUGGUUUGGAUUUGGUUAGGAGGGUUCAAACCUAUUUAUAAGCUUAGCACUCUUGGAAGUAAGAAGUGAGGUCCUCUUGUGAGAGAAGGGUUAUUGGUUUGCUCUGCUUUUGUUUUUGUUCAUUAUGUCUUUUGUGACUUCUUUUUGUGUUUUUAUGUUGUGAACCGCCCUGUGAUCUUCAGAUGAAGGGCAAUAUACAAAUAAAAUAAAAUAAAACGAGUCAAAACUGUGAUGUGUUGACUCUUUAUAUUUUAGAAUAGCUAAUGUUCUUCUAGGCUUCGUCAACAGAAGUAUAGUUUCCUGAUCAAGGGAAGAAAUCCUACUGCUCUAUUCUGCCUUGGCCAGACCACACCUGGAGUGCUGUGUCCAGUUCUGGGCGCCACAAUUUAAUAAGGGUAUUGAGAAACUGAAAGGUGUGCAAAGGAAGGUGACCAAGUUGAUCAGGGGUCUGGAAACCAAGCCUUAUGAAGAACAGUUGACAGAAGUGGGGAAUGUUUAGCCUGGAAAAGAGAAGAGUGAGAAGAGAUAUGAUAGCCAUCUUCAAAUAUCUAAAAGGCUGUCACAUGAAAGAUGGCGCAGGCUUGUUUUGUCGUAGCCCUGAAUAACUUGUGCUCAGGAUACCUUAAGGACUGCCUUACCUUGUCCUUCCCAAGUCAAUAACUCAGAUAAUCUGGCAUGCACUAUUAGGGGGGCCUAAACACUGGAGGCUCAACUUCUCAUUGAUGUGACUCAUGCUUCAGGUCCAUGGAGGGCCACUAAUCGUGCUCCUCCAUGGAGCAGAAGCAUGAGUCACGUCAAUGAGAUGUCAAGCCUUCAGUGUUGUGGGCCCAACUCCCUCCUACUAGAUAUCAGACAGGCACCAUCCCUGCUGCGUUUCAGGUGCCUGGAUAAAGCAGUAUUAUUUCAGGAGGUCUUUGCAUCAUGAAUGCUUCUCCCGUUUUCUUUUCUUUUAUUAAAAAAAACUAAUGUUCUUCCAUGUCUUUAAAUUUCUGCAGUUGACUUUAUGUUUUAAAUUUUGCAUACUGUGUAUUUUUAUUUGUAAGCCACUUUGAGACUUCGGUGGUGAAAAGUUUUUUUUAAAAAACAAACAAAUAAAAUUAGAUGUGAAAUGGGACAUAUUCAAGAGAGCCACUGUAUGCUCUAGCCACACACUUCAGUAAGAUCAAAUAAAUAAAUAAAUAAAUAAAUAAAAUUAAAUAAAUAAAUAAAUAAAUAAAUAACUAUUGAGAGUUUCUCCUACCUAAUAAAUCCUGUUGAGGCUACAGCUUGGAUAGUUAAAACAUCUUUAACAAGACCUAAAUUACAUUAUUUGUAGCUCUAGCACUUACAUGAUGUGUUUUUUGUCAGAAGUGGUCCUCCCUCUCCCAAGCUUGUUCCUUUUCAAAUGAAUCACCUUCGCUGUAGGGGUUCUCCCGGGAAUUGGGAUUGAAAGGGGAUUACCAGGAGAAAACUCAUCAUGGUUUGCCUGUAAAAAGAAACCCUUUAUUGAAACAACUUGCAGCCCAACCUUACAGUUUCCUUGCCAGGCUUUAACUCACUGAAGCUCUAAAAAAUGCCCAGAUAUUUAAACAUCAGUAAGUAGUUUUAAUGGAAAAUAUUUGUUUUUUAAAAAAUCCAAAUCUUGGAGGGAAAACAAACCAAGAACCCAAAGGAAUAAAUGAAAACUAAUGUGGGAAAUUCCAGUUGGAUCAAAGUAAUUGAGCAAACCACAGUUCUGGAUGGCUAGACAUGAAUGUAGGAUGCAUGAAAGGGACUCUCUCACAUCCAGUGUAUUAUGUGGGGAUGUUGGCUGUGGAAGGAGACAAUGAUAAAGAAGCUUAUAAAUGCGGACAAUUUGUUCAAAACCACUGCUCUAUUUAAUCAUGUCUUGGUGCCAGAACUGGACUGUGCAGCAGGUCUUGCACCACCACCUAUCUAUGGCCAAUGGAGACCAGCCUUACCAGCCAAGGAUGGCUUUUGCACCAAUAGGCCAGGCCAUGGCGGCUAAAAGACCCUGCCUGCUAGAAGAAACUCUGGACUGGGCUUGCUCUUUGGCUUGAGCAGCAAGGGAAGGGGCCAGAACUCAGUGAUAGACAGGAGUGGGGCAGAAAUUUGAUUCAGUUCACAUUUAAAGGUGAACGUCUCUAAUUCACAAUUUCUGAAACAAUAUGCGAGCUGAAAAUCAGCCACCCUUCAAAAUUUGCAGUCCUCCAGCCAAGUAGCGUGUACAGAAAUGCAUGUGCUAGGAUAAAUUGUGCAUAAGAAUGCAUGUGUUAGUGAGAAAAUAUACAAGAAGGCGUUAUAGACUUCUCUGUGCCACAGGCUCCCCGCCCCCACUCACAAAGCCCUGUUACCGCUUCAGCUCCCAACAUCUCCUCCUCCCAGUCUUCUCCCUCUGACCACUCAUUGUCAUCUCACCACCAAUCCCUGGCUCUGAGCCUUCUUCCCCUGGGAGUUCUCCAGCUGGUUCCUCCGAUCCUUCCGAAUGCAUCCAACAUUUUGUAUAGGUGCUCUAAAAUUAUAUGUAAGGACAAUGACAUUAUUAAUACAUGGCAAUGCAUUGGAGGUUGAGAGAUGAGGAAGGCAAGGGGCAUUUGGGAAUCUCCAGAUCUACCACUUUGCAAGAGCAGCUGUAGAAAUCUGCUUCCUAGUGGCCACUUUUUAAGAAGUAGCCGCAUCCAAUCAUCGUUUGAAAUGCUGUGUGAAGUCAGCACUGUGUCUGACGGGUUUGGUUUUCUGCAAGAACUGGUGGAAACCAUGAGAGGAAUACCAACUGCCAGGCCAUGAUCAAAUUGCAGCACCAGGAUAAAAAAAAAAUUCCGCACAGCAUCAUACAAGUGAUAAAACACAUUUCAUAGGAGGCAAUGGGUAAAACAUAUUACUUGAAAAACUCUGGUAGCCUUUGACAAUCUGCAGUUUGAAUCUGAUAUCCGAAUCGAUGCCUGCUCUGUUAUGGAGUUAUUUGUUUGCCGUUAUGGAGACAAGAUGUUUUUCUCCGUAGAGACAUCCCUAAACCAGCUGGCAGAAGUCAAGGAAUGAGAAUAUAAGUCUCAGCUGACAAAGUGCAAAAAGAAUGUUCACAAGCAUUCUUGGAAAUCUUGCUCUUAAAUAAAUAAAUGGAAUAAAAUACCACGAAGAAGACAGUGGGAUAGGAUUAAUAUUUCAUGACCUAGUAAAUUUCAGUAGUGAAUAUUGCACUCGUGCCAAGUUUCUUAGACGCUUUAAGAAACUGAGCAUUUUCUAUCGGCUCACCCAGCAGCAAAAAUGAGGGUGCUCAGACACAAUGCCUUGGGAUGGAUCAGUCUGUCAAUUUUGGUUUCUCUCAGUUUCUCAUUUUUCCAGCCGUAAAUUCUUUUCACCCCAUUCCUGCAUCAGUUUGUGAAAUUUUCUUGUUAAAUCUUCAUAUUAAAAACUGAAUACAUUUUCAUAUGCAUUUCUCAUACUAUCCACACGUUGGAUGUGAUUUUGUCCAGUGCAUGCAUUUGCCCUAGAAAAUUCCCAAACUAUAUUGUUAUUUUGCACAUUAUUUUCCACUAAUAUAUGCACUUUUGUGCUCUCUUUUUGGGUUGGAGACCUGUGUCAGAGGGGGGCUUAUUCUGAAGGAUAGCAGUGUUUCAGUUCAUUUAUUGAUUUGGGCAGGGAGAAUUAAGGGGGUUUGCAUGAAAAUACUCCCCCAUCUGUAACAGUGCCCCUAUCUUUGAGGAGCUUCGGGCUUAUUGAAUGUGGCAUAAAAAGAAUGUCCAAGUGUCUCACCUCUCCAUAUAACUGAAUAUAGAACUAACAAUUCCAAGUUUGGGGCUGGGGUGACGAACCUUUUUGAAUCCAAGGGCUGUAGCCCCUUUUGAGUGACCUUCCAGAGGUUACAAACAAGUGGUGGUGUAAUUUAAUGAAUGUAAUUUUUUACCUUUGCACAGUGGGUUAGUCUAGACACACACACUCCCACACCCCUCUCUAUCCUCCAUUCAGGCUAGCAAGAGCCAUUAUUAGACUCCAAAGACACAUUCCAGGCAGGCAAAAACACUCAAGGAAGGGCGUGAAGCAAGUGAGGUCAGCAUGCUGCCACAUUCCUGCUCCACACAUGGCCGCUAGGGAUGUUUAGGGAAUAUGAUAUUUGUGAAUCCGAUACAAAUCAACCAUCAAUAUCUUCUGAGCUAAUGCCCUGAUCAGAAUGUCUAUUUCCUUCGGAUUUCACACAACUGCACCUUUUGCAAUGUGGUUUUCAUCUCCAAAAAUGCAUCACCAGGCACUUAGGAAUGCAUAUUUUCAGAUAAAGUACACUUAGAAAUGUGUACAGUACUUUCAUAAAUUCAAAUAUACAUUUUUGUGCAUUUAAAAAAUGAACAAACAGUUAAAUGCAGAGACAGGAUGGAAUGGAUUUAUGAAAGGCUAUCCUUAAUAACCACCUAUCCAGAUUGUAAAUGUUGCUGGACAUUUUUAAAGGGGUGUAAAAAGUUCUCAGGAGCAUCUCUGUUUUUGUCUUUGAAAAUGCUAGGAGGAUAUAAAGAUGCACGAGAAGUCUGGUGAAUUAGACACAGUCUCCUUGCACCAACUGCACCUUCUGAUCUGAUGAGAGCAAUGCAGGCAGUUGUAGCUGGAUCACUCUCAGCAUUUCACAGGUGACGCCAGCCAGCUGGCUCCCAGGUUGGCUGGUGCCUUCUCACAGUCUAGAUAACAUAUCACUUUGGGCCUGACCUAGGCUGGUCACUUACGCCUCAUGAAAAAAAGAGGAAACACAUCACCAAAAAGCAUGGCGAAAGAAGACACAGAUUCACAUUACAUUUGCAUAAGCAUGUACACAUGCAAAUUUAAAAAUAAUUGCUGUAAUUUAAACAGGAACACAUCUCAGCAAGGUGAGGAAGGUGGUGGCCAAGUGCCCUGUGUGUCUGCUCAACCUGCUGUCCAGGUGUUGACUGAAUCCCUAUUCUUCCUUCCUAGAGUUUGCUCGCUACCAUCUAUCUAAUUAUCUAUCCAUCUAUCAUCUAUCUAUCUAUCAUCUAUCUAUCUAUCAUCUAUCAUCUAUCUAUCUAUCUAUCUAUCUAUCUAUAUCUAUCUAUCAUCUAUCAUCAUCUAUCUAUCUAUCUUCUAUCAUCUAUCAUCUGUAAACCACACUUUCAUACGAAAUAUUGCAUGGCGGUAUAUGCAAUACAGUGGUGCCCCGCAAGUCAAAUGCCUCACAAGACGAAAAACUCGCUAGACGAAAGGGUUUUCCGUUUUUCGAUGCGCUUCGCAGGACGAAUUUCCCUAUGGGCUUGCUUUGCAAGACGAAAACGUCUUGCAAGUUUGUUUCCUUUUUCUUAAAACCGUUACAGUAAUACAGGGUGCAUUGCUUGAAGAGGUGCAGUUGUGACUUGACUUCGAGGAGCAACUCAUAGCACGCGGUGUGGUAGCCUUUUUUGAGGUUUUUGAAGACUUUGGUGAUUUUCGAAGCUUUUCCAAAACUUCUUUUGCAGCCAUUUGGUAAGUUAAACUUUUAAAACUUUUUUUGGGGUUUUUGGAUUUUGGGUUGGGGUGUUUGGAAUUCAAGGACUUGGUGUUGGGGAGGGGUUUGCAAGAAUCUGGAAGCUUGUGUUUUUUUUCCUGCAUUUUUAUGAUUUUUUGUGACCAUUGGGCCACUCUGCUGUUUUUUAAAAAAAUUUAUGGAUUUGAAUUUCUUUGUGGUGGGUGGCUGGGGGAACAGUUGAGGAGGGGUUUGCAAGAAUCUGGAAGCUUGUGUGGUUUUUUUCUGAAUUUUUCUGAUUUUUAUUGUUCCUUCAAUUUUUGAAUUUAUUGUUCCUUCAGUUUUUGAAAUGCUCUUUACAGUAUGUGUGACUUUAAAGAGCACUUAAUAAACUCUUGUUGUACCAAAUUUGGCUUUGUUUGGACUUUUUUUUACCAUAGGAACGCAUUAAUUGAAUUUCAAUGCAUUCCUAUGGGAUUUCGUGCUUCGCAAGACGAAAAAUUCGCUAGACGAAAAAACUCGCGGAAUGAAUUAAUUUCGUCUUGCGAGGCGCCACUGUACUGUAUUAAGAACAUAAAGAAUAAGAUAUUUACACUGGACAUGAGCUGGACCACCAUUCAAACAGUGGACAGCUUCAAAUAGAAAGGAGGCCAUCCUCAAUCUGAUAGGUUCCCAGACUGUCUUCUGUGGUCCUCCAGUGGCCCACGAACUUCAUCUAAGGGGUCCAUGGCAUCUGUGGAUCUGUGGCUGUGAAAUAUUCGUGUUAACUCUUAAUUGUGCUUUUAGUGGUUAUGCAUGCAAUUUGAAUGGUAAGACAAUGAAAUGUAGUCGACAAGAAAUAAAACCAGCAAGAAGAAUGCAAUUAAAAAUAAUACAGCACCUAGCACAGCACAUUACAAUUGCUACAGGUUGUACAAUGACAAUAAAGGUAUUAUUGUUAUUACAAGAGGGAGGAAAACCAACAAGUGGUUGCAUGAAGACUCACAGCAAUUUUCAAGUGGUCCAUGGGGGGGAUAUUUGGGAGCCACUGCUCUAGCUUCUAGGACUACAUUGAAUGCAUUCUGCCUCACACAGCAUUACUUAUUCUGUUUGCCCUCUAACGGGUUGCUCAUUUCAUCCCCCCGCCUGCCAUCUGCCAUGGGAGGCCUCGCUCAAAAUUCACUAAGAUGUCCGGAGUUAAUUUCGCCCAGCGUGUCUAGGGCUGAUUGAAGAAAUCUGCUAUUGGCACAAAUACAAAGCUUUUCACUAUUUCCAUAUUUAAGUUGGAUCAAGCUUGCUGGGAAGGUUGCUCUUCCAAAUUAAUAUAACACAGCUUUAUUGAAAAUGUGCCGUUGCCAGAAGUGGCUCGCGAUGAUGAGAUAGGUAAGGCACGCAGGAGGGCAGCAGCCUCCCCAUGUUUGAAGUCAUGUAACUUUUGGGACCUCAAAACGGCAAAAGUUCCUCCCGCUUUUGUUCCUGACCUCCAGCAGUAACUCUCCCAUUUGCUGAGCGGGGGAAACAGCAUUUGAGUCUGUGGGAAUUCGAGCCUGUAAAAACAUUUUUUCCCCUUUUGAGUACUGUAGAUUGCAACUAUCCACAAGCUUUGGGGAAAAACAGUAGACUUUACCUCAUGAUCCAAUCACCAUUACUUGCAAAACCUUCAAAAACCGGGACGAGGAGAGAAAACAUAAUAUAAAUAUUGCUUCAAGCCUCCUUGUCUGUGUUCUCAGGGUGGUUGUUUUUUUAGUGUCACAAAGACCCUUAAUACACAUUUAAAACUUUGUCUGUCAAGAGGAACCUUUUUGACGCUGCCCUCAUUGUUAUUUCAGGGUCUUGCAGAUGAAAUAUAAUGUUUAUGGGACUCUGAGAUUUGCACUUGUUUGUGUGCUAUAUAUACAUUGGGUUUAUAAGAGGGAAUGACCUAAACCACCUUGUUUUCAGGCAGUGAUUCCCAAGGGUGGCAAAACAGUCUUAAAAACCAAGCUGGGGGAAAGGAGGCUUAUAAAUGUGUUAAAUUGCUGGGGGUUAAGGGGUGGGUUGAUUCCCUAUGUGAAUUUCUUCGAUGUUUCUCAUUUUGGAAAAUAUGUUUAGGAUUAGAAAUAAAUUUAAAAACAAGCAGACACCUCAACCUUCAGUCACAAGUGUGUUCAUAUUUCAUGCGCAGCUUAUUCGUUUCAAGGUUUUUCUCUGUAAUAACGUGCCUGUAGAACACACAAGUUCUGCAAAUCAUCGGCUUCAAUGUGCAAAUUUCUUCAGUCAAAAUAGAGGGGGGAUGCUUUUAAAUGCCAAGGUUUCAACAAGAACUGGACUUAUUUAACCUUGUUCUGUUUAUUGGCCAUACUAGUAGUGCUGCAUCAAAAAAUUUCCUUCUGUUUUUGACUACCACCCUCUGCCAAAUAAUGCCAAAAGAAAUUGCGUUUGAAAAUUACCAAAUAAGAGAAAACUUUCAGUUAAAUCCUCAUGGGCAAGAUGUGGGAUUUACUUUACUUUCAUGGUAGCCAGUGUCUGUAUUCUUCAGCCAUCCUGACUUCCUGCAUUUCCUGGAAAUCCCACAACAUCAUUGGCUGGGAUUUCCUGGGCCCACUGCAUUGGCUCUGCUGAGAGGGGCUCUGUUUCCAUACAAGUGGGUCAUUAGAUGAACUUUGUAAAUUUUAAGAACUGGUUCCUGAAUUUGCUUUUUCUCCUCCCCCCUUCCCAUUCCCCUUUCCUUUCGUGUCAUGCCUUUUAGAUUGUAAGCUUGCAGGCGCAGAAUGGUGUGUACCACCCUGAGAUCUACGGAUGAAGGGCAGUAUACAAAUUUAAUAAAUAAUAAUCAUCAUCAUCAUUAUUUGUUACUGGUGAUUUUCUGUAAGCCACUCUGAGAACUCUUUUUGGUUCAAGAGCAUGGUAAAAGUCCUAUAAGUAAACAGACACGAGCCCCUGUGACAGGCAGGCAAUAAAAGGCCUCUGAAUUGGUGAGGCUGAUCCUGCCAUGGCUUUUUCAACCUGCCUUGCCCCACCCUCCAGCCAUAGCUGUCAGCUUUUCCCUUUUCUUGCGAGGAAUCCUAUUCAGAAUAAGGGAAUUUUCCUUUAAAAAAGGGGAAAGUUGACAGCUAUGCCUCCAGCCCUAGGAACCUUCAUGAGGGAACUGUUAACCAGAGGAAGGACUGUGAGGGGAGAGAGACUCUUGUUUGCCAUCAGGGGGUGCUUGGUUUGACCUUUGCUGCUCCAGCUCAAGUCCAAGGAACCUUUAGAAGGGAGUUGCUGCCACAGGCAAUAUGUACAGUGGUACCUCGGGUUACAUACCCUUCAGGUUACACACUCCGCUAACCCAGAAAUAGUGCUUCAGGUUAAGAACUUUGCUUCAGGAUGAGAACAGAAAUCGUGCUCCGGCGGCAGGGCGGCAGUGGGAGGCCCCAUUAGCUAAAGUGGUGCUUCAGGUUAAGAACAAUUUCAGGUUAAGAACGGACCUCCGGAACGAAUUAAGUACUUAACCCGAGGUACCACUGUAUAUGUGUAUUUGAAUGAGCCGACUAGAGUGAAAGAUUACGACUCAUGGGUUGGUGGAGUGUGUGAACUUAACAGUUCUUUGUUGAUCUUUCAGUUGCUGUUUUGUUAAAGUUGUUAAUACAGCUUUAUAGAUGAAUGCCGUAUUGAUUUGUUAAUCAUAUAAUAUGACUUUUGCUUUAGUUGUGAUACUUCAGCUGAUUUUUUUAGUUGCUGCUUGUUAACAGCGUUUCAUAGAUUGCAAUUGUUUCCCUGAUGGCUUGUUAAUCAUUCUAUAAGAUUUAUGCAGUAUUUGUGAUGUUCUGUUACGUUCUAUCACUGUAUUUAUUUUUGUAAACUGCUUUGGGAUUCAUUUGAAUGAAAAGCGGCAUAGAAUCAUAGAAUCGUGGAGUUGGAAGGGACCACGAGGGUCAUCUAGUCCAACCCACCCCCUGUGACACAGGAAUCUUUUUGCCCAAUGUGGGCUCAAACCCACAACCCUGAGAUGACUGAGCUCUCCCUCUCCACAGAAAUGCAAUAAAUCAGAAUCAAGGAGACCUUUUCAUUCCUACCCAACAGUUCAGUUAUUCCGUGAUCCUCAAUUUCAUGGAUGGCUUUCAAUAUCUUCUUCAAAUUCAUCUUUACCACCCCAGUCAGAUAUUUAAAAAACAACAACAGCACAAACCUUUUUCCUAAAGUUGCCAGACUUUUCUGCGAAAUUCAGAUUAGAAAGCAGCCACUCCCAACGUUCCAAAGGCUUAAUAACUUUUACUGAUGUAGCCGAAGUGUUUCCUUCUGUCAUGCGGUAUCCGUGUUCACAACCAAAACGAGCAGGAAGUCGCCUAGGGGCACAGGAGCCAACUCCUAGGGGCCAAGGGGUCUUCACCCCACACAUAAAAUAUUUGUGGGGCCCGCGAGUAAGGGGGUCAAGGUAUGAGGUAUACAAGAUUAAGCACAGAGUGGGGAAAGACAAGUUCAUCUGCCUCUCUCAUAAUACCAGAAUACUUAUGAAACUGAGCACUGGGAAAUUCAGGAAAGACAAAAAGAAGUAUUUCUUCACACAUGGAUUUUUAUUUUUUUUUACUACCAGAUGUAGGGAUGGCUGCCAACCUGUUUUGAAGGGGGAUUAGGCAAAUGCCUGCUUAAUGGACAAGACUAUCAGUGGCUAGUAGUCCUAAGGACUGUAUUUUACCUCCAGUAUCUGUGGAAGUCUGCCUCUGAAUGCCGUUUCCUGGGUACCACAAGUAGAAGAGAGCUGUUGUGUUCAUGGGCUGCAUGAACUUGGGGCUUCCCUCAGGCGCCUGGGCUGGAUCUAGACACAUCAAAAAAACAUUUCAGGAAAACGUGUUGUAAACCUCAUAACAGGAAAUCAUGUUGCUGAAAGACAGGACUCCACAGCACCAUCUGUUGUCACAGGUUAUAAUGCACUUAAAACGCUUUUUCUUUACUAAUGUAGCUGAGUCCCUGGUUGGCCACUGUGAGAACAGAGUGCUAGGCUAAAACGGGCCUUUGAUCCGACCCAGUAGGGGUCUCCUUAUGGCUGAUGAUUGGUUUCUGUAAUAUUUCUCAAAAAAUAGGUGUUUCUUUUCCAAACAUAGCAGAACAGUCUGAGGGGGCAGAGCUUGUUUUCUAUACCAUAGUCUUACUUUGUUUGGAGGAGCUGCAAAAAUGACUUAUGUGUUUGUUAAAGGUUUAGUCAGAAGAGGAAAGAGUAACAAGGCACUGGCAGGGCUCGUAGAUAUUUUCUCCCUCUUUCCUUAAAAUGACUUUUCCAGGGAAAUCUAGAGUGAAAGAACAACUGUGAGCCAUCCCUGAUCUCUGGAAAUUGAUCAGUGUUCUGUUUUUAUUAAAAGCAGUGCCACCUUCCACCUGCCUUGUAACCAGAGAGCACCACUCCGGCACUUCUUGUUCCCGUAGAUUCCUCUCUCCUCCUGGACGUGCCAGGAAUUUGGCUUUCGAUGGGAGCCAGCGUGGGUUAGAUGUGGGAAAUGGAAGAACUUUUGCAGCUGCUCCUCCUGAGUCAGGGAACAAAGUUUGAUGUGAGUUGAGUCAGUUAGCUGAAUUUCAUUUCUGAAGAAUGAAAACAGAACAAAAAUAAAAGAGUGGAAAGAGGGGGGUGGAAAUCACAAAGCAGAUUUCCAGAGGCUGGUUUGUGGACAAAAUUUCAGAUCACAAAUUGUCACUGAGUUAGAUUCUUACAAAGGCCACUAUAUACUACAGUAAGAGAGAACUAAGCAUCCCACCUGCAUUUUUGAGCCUUAUUUUGUCUCACACACAGACAAAAUUCAAGGGGGCUGUACUGGAAUAUAUGAGAUCAGGCCAGAGUCAGCUUCUAAAAAUUGCUUGCUUUUAAAUCUGAAAUAAUUUUACAAUACUUUCACAUGCCAUUAGCUUAAAUUGAUUCCAUAUCUGAUGAACCUGUUCCUGUGUGAGUGUGCCCACUGGGGGGCAAAAUAAUGAUUUGUGGAUACAGCAUAUGUCAGGAAAAACUUAUUAGGUGUUUAGCAAGGGACUAAAUUAAAGCAAAGUCAUUUAAUUUGCAGCAAGGGCUGUAAUUAAGUGUGUGCCUGCUUGGAAGUUUCAAAGGGGAUAGAGGUUUAUCCCAUGCCACACUCCAUCAGGGGUCUGCAUCCUUGAACAUCUAUUGAGAUCUGAGCAUCCUGGGAGAGUCCGUCAGCAAAACCUGGCAUGCAGAUGCAGCCAUUGCUGCCUGCUCCCUCUCUCCAGGCAAUGAGCGUUGUCUCUCCACACACAAAAACACCGAAUCCCUUGGGAAGAUUCCUCCCUCUCAUGAGACCUUCCCUGGUACCACAGAUUUCAGAGGCGGUAUGGUGGGCAUUUGGGACCAAAUGGGCCUCUGGCCUGAUCUUGCAGGGCUCUUCUGACCUGUUACCUCUUCGAAUCUCAAGAGUGCUGACAUGCAGAGUUCACCCUUUACAUCUUCACAACAACCCUGUGAGGUAGGUUAGGCUGGCCCAAGGUUACUCAGUGAGCUUCAUGGAAGAAAGGGGGACUUUAACCCAAUUCAAGCCCACUUAAAAUAAAUAAAUAUUUCGCACGUAUACCAAUUAUACAAAGUUAUAUUCAUUCAUAUAAAAUAAACAGAGCAGCAACUUACAAACACUACACUUCAAGCAGAUAUCCUUAUACUUCCCAGUUACUUAGAUAACCAGCAAUACUAGUCCUUUCUCAGUCUCUCUCCUGCACUACACUGACUCUGAAAGAUUGCCAAACAAAAUUGUAAUGACUUUUUGAGGAAGUGACUUGAGGGUUGCAUCCGAAACAGACAACGACAACACAAUAAUUCUUUCAGGGUACAGGUACUAGGCCAGCAGCUAGAUGACAGAGCACAAGAGUGUAAUACCCUCCAGAUAUUAUCUGUAUCAGAAGAAAACUAUGAGCCCUGGUCUCCUCCCAGUUCCUCAUUAUGACUCAGCAACUACUCCACUGAGUCAUCAUAGUUAUACUGAACCCCAAGCCAAUAUCUGAGGAGAAGCAGAACUCUAGGAUCCAUUCCAGAAUUUCAUUAUUUUAUUAUAAAAUUUAUUAUUAUCAGUCUCUGUCUCUCUUUCGCUCAGGUGUCUUCAUAAGUAAUGUGGAUUUUCUUGAUCUGAAACAAGACUAAGAUUCCCAGUUUAGAACACACACACACACACACACACACACACACAAACAAACAAACAAACACACACUUUAACUCUUCAACAGUUUUAUUCAAGCAAACAUGUGAAACACUUUCAAGGCUUUGAGAAACUGGCCCUCACCAAUACAUUUCAGAACAAUGUAUUAACUCUUGACUAGUUGUAAUUAUACCCUUCUUGUCUGUUUACAACAUUAGCAGCUUACUAUUAUCCAGGGCAACAAAGCACAUAUCUAGCUUACAAAGAAAUACCUAUAGUAGAACUUUAUGCUAUACUCUAAGAGUCUCACUCUCUUCCAAUAAAGGCUGAGAUUGAAAGACUCAGCAGUGGAGAACCUAUUCUACUCUGCAUACAGAAGGUCCAAGGUUCUAUACACUGGAAUCUCCUGGCAGGGUUGGGAAAGACUCAGAGAGAGCCAUGGCCAGUCAGUAUAGACCAGUGGUGGCCAAACUUGGCCCUCCAAAUGUUUUUGGACUACAACUCCCAUCAUCCCUAGCUAACAGGACCAGUGGUCAGGGAUGAUGGGAACUGUAGUCCCAAAACAGCUUGAGGGCCAGGUUUGGCCACCACUGGUAUAGACAGUACAGAGAUAGGUAGACCAAUGGUCUGGCUCCUUGUAAGGCAGCUUCCAAUGUCCCUAACCUGUGAGUGACACCAGAAUUAUACCUGAAGUUCAUUGUGGACAAGCAUCUACUGGGACUAUUUUGAGUAUCUGCUUUCCAGGCAGAGCAUUGGAGUACAUAGUUUCAAAGGGCACUUCUGACCCUUAAGAAGUCACUGGGUCGGACUUGGUGGUACUUAGGUCCCCCUGAAAUCACUGUGAAAAGAUUGUCUAAGUCACAUUGAUUCAAUGGGAACCAAGCGUGACUAACAUAAACUAGGUUUGGCAAUUACAACUGCCUGAUAGCUCAGUUGGUAAAGAAUGAGACUCUUCAUCACGGGGUAGUGGGUUUGAGCCCCAUGUUGGCCAAAAGAUCCCUGCAGUGCAGGAGGAUGACCCUGGUGGUCCCUUCCAACUCUUUUAUUCUACGUGUAUAAGAUUGAGCUGUCAGAGCCUAGUGCAACAACAAAUGGGCUUGACUCUGUGUUGGAUUGCAGUCUAUGACUUCAGGCCUACCAUCUUUUUACAGAGCAUUUUGCAAGAAGGUGAAAUUAACGUGCAUACUAUCAGCCUGCGUUCCCAGGAGACUGCCAAUGUCUUAUUAUCAAGAAAUGUUUUUGUAUAGUUCCUUCCAGCUAGCUCCAACCUAGACAAAGUACCCCUGUCUUGCCAUCGCUUGUGCUGAGUAGUGGCAAAAUGUUUCUCCCACAGAGUACUGCAGCAUUGUCAAUAAAAGUGAAUGGUGCUCACUCUUCAUAAUUUAAGAACCUACAAGCAAUUUAUCUCUUUUAGGCAGCCAGAGAGGGAGGGGGAAUCUUUCUCUUACUCGUAUUCUUACAUAGAAACACAGGAAGCUGCCUUACAUGGAGUCCAUCUAUCUCAGUAUUGUCUCUACUGACUGAAGUAACUCUCCAGAGCUUCAGGCAAGGAAUCUUCCCUAGUCCUCCCUGAAGAUGUUGGGAAAUGAACCUGGGUCCUUCUGAAUGCAAAGCAGGUGCUCUACCACUGAGUUACAUUCAUUCCAUUAAAGAAUAUCUAAUGUAAUGAAUGCUAUCCAAGUGCUUUGCUAAUAUCUGGGUACCUUUGUGCAGAUAUUAGCAGUCUAAGAAACAAGUCCUCUUUUUCCACCUUGCUGGAAUUUAGAGAAUAUGCUUCCUGGCCUUUCAUCCUGUGCUACAGGAGCAGGCACAGAGAAUCAUAUAAUUAUAGAUUUGGAAGGGACCCUGAGGAUCAUUUAGUCCAACCCCCUGCCAUACAGAAAUAUGCAACUGACCAAACAGGGAUCGUACCUGAAUCCUUGGUGUUAUCAGCACAGUGUUCUAACCAACUGAGCUACCCUGCUCCAUCUCACUGCAGCUACCGUGACCUCAAAGUUCCAGCUGACGUGGAACUUUUAGGGGGCCUGGCCCCUUCACUGAAUUUUUUUGGGGGACCUACCCCCAUUCCCCCUACCUGGCGCCCCUGUGCAGGUGGGGUAGCAUGAGGAGAGGAGAGAAAGGGGGUGGAAUUGCACAGCAUUAGAAACAACCUUUAGUUUCAUGUUGGUGUGAAAGGAGAAGUGGGUAUUACCAAGUCAAACUGGUGUGAAUGGAGAUCCAAUCCCAGUCUCUCAUGCCCAUGAAAUAUUGCUUUGUGCAGCAUAUUUUAGAGAGCCAACAUCAUUUCACCCUGUCAUAGAAUGAAUGGCUAUUAAUAUGCAUCGAUUGAUCACUUAGCAGUAAUUGCAUCUGCUUCAUUACGUGGGGAGGUAAAUGUUCCUGUUCGAAACUUUUACUUAGAACUGGCUGUUGAAGGUAAAACCUGCAAGCCAGUAGCUUAGGCAAUAAAAAUUUGAGUAGCUGCAGAGUCUGUAGUGGCUUUCUCAGUAGGAUUCGGGAAACCAUUUCUCCCCGUUGAUAUGGAAGAAAUAUGGAAGCCAAUUUGCCUCAAUAGCUGAAUAAUAAAAUCUCUUUCACACAGACAUUUCACCACACUGCAGUUUGUGUGGGGUGUGAAUACCAGAAGCAUGGUGGGUGAGGCCAGUUGCCUGGCUGUUUUCCACCUGGGUGUUGACUUCUUUCCCAGCCCAGUGAGGACCGGAUGGGUAAAAUCCAACCAAAUGGCCCCACCACCAUUGUCCUGGCACUUGAACACACACCACAGUGUUGUUGGAUUUCGCAACAGGGAAGAGCUUAGAAACAGGUGUGAACAAGGCUUAACUCAUUCCUGCUUUACUUGAUGUUCACCUGUGGUUUAUUCUGCACCCCAAGGGGGUUCAGAAAUGCCUCAGUUUGGUCUAAUAGCUUUGGCUGUUUGAGUCAAAGCUAUUCAGACCAUUGGGGGGGGGGGAUUAUGAAAUUGCUCACCACGACAGGCAAAUUCUUCUCCCCCUAAAGAGAAAUAGAUCUUGAGCUUUCCCAGAAGAAUGGAACGAGGCAGUAAUUUUGAAAGUAAUACCAGCUCUCUCCACCCCCACCCUGCCCCACUUCCACCCAUGCUCAUGCCCUGCACGCUAUAGACUUCUUUGCAUUCGUUUUUCUUCUUUCAGACACCGUUAUGCUUCAACAGUCUUUGUGCACCUUUUUUGCAUGAAUACCAAAAAUACAGUUUCUGAAACAGGAUGCUGUCUCGUACAAACCUGGACCACUGUCUGCACUGACUGGGAUUUCCAGGUUUUCAGACAUGUGUCUUUCCCAGCACUACUUGGGGAAGCCAGGGAUGGGACAUGAGUUUGGGUUUGGGGGUUUUGUUUGUUUGCAUGCAGUGCAUGUGCUCUUCCACUGAGUCCUGAUGACCCAUCAGCACUUGAAGCUGAUAGGGUGCAAAGUGCAAGCCAUAGAUGUGCAAGUCAGGUGGCUUUUAAGUUUUCGCUUCUAGAGAUGAAUUCAAACGUUGAACAGAGUUUGCAUGAAGAGUACAAAUCAGGUGUUGUUACUAGUGUUCUUUCACCACCUCCACUACACCCUCUCUUUGCUGCCCAGCAGAACUCUUCUGGGUGAUAUCUUCAGAGCUAGAUAUCUAAAGGACUAGCCGCCUGAGAAACAGUUUCUAUUCAAAUGCGAUUUUGGCUUUAAACGCAGUGUAAGGUAGUCUCUAUGGGAGUUUAUUGUAUUAAUUAUGGGAUAUCAGAGUUUUUAGGGGGCUAACCAGGCUGGGAUAGCUGGGAUAGCAGGCUUGUUGGUUUCUGAAUGUCUGGUGUAGAUUUUCAGUUUCGUUGUUCUGUAUGGGACAAUGACAAUAAAGAUUAUCGCAUCGUGUCAUAAAGAGCUGUCACAUGCAGGAUGGAGCAAGCUUGUUUUCUCCUGCUCUGGAGGUUAGGACCUGAAUCAAUGGAUUCAAGUUACAAGAAAGGAGAUUUUGACUAAACAUCAGGAAGAACUUACUGAGAGUAAGAGCUGUUCAACAGUGGAACGGACUCUCAUAAGAAGUGGUGGACUCUCCUUCCGUGGAGGUUUUUAAUCAGAGGUUGGAUGGUCCUCUGUUGUGUAUGAUCGAGUUGAGAUUCCUGCGUUGCAAGGGGUUGGACUAGAUGAUUCUCGGGCCCCUUCCAAAGCUCUACGAUACUGUGAUUCUAUGAUAUAAAGCAGCUUCCGGUUCAUGGAAGGCUGGCAAACUAGUUCAGAAAAUAAACCCAGUUAUUUCUGACUUUUCCAGAAACAGCCUGGUUUAUUUCAACUCGAGGCAAGUGGGGGCAAGCUCAUCCAUCUCUAGCCUGAGUUCCACUGCUGUGGUGCUAAUGCCUUUUUCUAAAAGGUUCAACAAGAAUCUGUAACAUUUCUCUGCUUGUGAAAUUUAAUAAAGAAGGCAAUUAUAUUGUUUGCCAUCAGUAGUUGGCCCAUUUAUGGCCGAACUCAGCAGAAAUAUAUCCAGCUCCCAGUGAGAGCCAAGCACCUUGCAAAGCACAUAGGAUACUUUUUUUACUUUAAAAGCUGAGUGUAGCUUUAUGGAAAUUUCUAAUUAGGAAAGAGCCAUUUAUUGGACACACGCUGAAAAAUAUACUUACUUCUUCUUUUUUUUUUUGAAGGGCUGAAGUGCAUGAUAAGUUCCCGACCCUGUCCUAUACAUUUCGUAUUUUAUCUAUAACUUUCAACAAAGGCAUAUUUCUGUAGUUUUGCUUGAGUGUGUAAAUGAACACAUUGGGAUCAGUUUACCUGUGGGAUCACCUCAACCCACUCAACCACUUUGGUGUGUGAAACCGGUGCUUUUAUAGGCGACAGAUAAUAUUCAUUCCACACUUCGGGGGGGGGGACUGAUUUUUUUGGUGUGACAGCACCUAAACUUUGGAACGCCCCGCCUAUUGACACCAAGCAGGUGGCCUAACUUUACUCCUUUCACUUGCUUGAAACAUUUGUGUUAAGACAAGCUCUCCGGACAAAUACCGUAUUUUUCGCUCUAUAGGACGCACUUUUUCCCCUCCAGAAAUUAAGGGGAAAUGUGUGUGCGUCCUAUAGAGCGAAUGCAGGCUGCACGGCUAAGCCCAAAGCCAGAACAGGGAGACGGAGCGCUGCCCCUCUUGCCGCCUUCGCGCUGCUCCCUGACCUGGUCUUUGAGGCUGGCGGUGGGAGAAAGCAGUGCUUCCCCCCACCGCCAGCCCCACAAGCUCAGGGGGCAGCGGAUCUUUGAGGCUGGCUUCCCCCCACUGCCAGCCCCAAAGAGCAGGUCAAAAGGAACCUGAAGCCUCCAGAGCCCAGAGGGAACUACCGCCGAGCUCCAGAAGCUUCGGGUUGCCUUCACUGAAGCCUGGAGAGCGAGAGGAGUCAGUGCGCACCGACCCCUCUUGCUCUCCAGGCUUCCAAGGUAGCCACCUGAAGCCUCCCGCUGCGCUCUGGAGGCUUUGGGUGAAUGCACCUUGAACAUACCUUGUUUUACAGGGGGAGAACAAGAAAAAAAAAAUUUCCUGUUCUCCCCCUCCUAUGGUCCGGUGCGUCCUAUGGUCCGGUGCGUCCUAUAGAGCGAAAAAUACGGUAGAUGUUGAUGUGUUUUAAUCUCUUUUUAGUUCACUGUUAUUUUUAUUACCUUUUAAAUGCUUCUAAUUACUUGUUUUUAGUGAUAAUUUUAAUAUUUCUUAUGAGCCAUUUAGAAGUUUUAAUGCAAUAUGGAUAAAUGUUGCAAGUCUAUUUUGCCGAGGCUAUUCUAGAAUAGCACCAAGAGCACGUUUUUCAACAAUGUGACGUCUGACAACUUCUUCUUCUAGUCAACUUUUUCUUGGCAUUUUUCAGGGACAACAGCUGGCGUCUUAGUCCUCCUACCUCCUGCAAAGGGAUCUGUGGCUGUAAUUUCAAAAGCUUCGAAAUGUGGAGGUUGGAUGGCACCGUCAUGACCUUUACCUUCAAAGCAGAAGACUAUCCAUUCUGUUUAUUUUUCCUGAUCCCAGAGAUUUCCCUGUUCCAUAUGCUUAUCCCUUAAUAGGCCAUUCAUGUAUAGAACUGGUCCUUGCCGCAUUUGUUCUUGGCCUUGAUAUUUUCGGCAUUUGCCUUUUCUAAUCCCUCACAAAUCUUCUAUCCUCUAAUCAGUAGGCAAAUGGGCAUCAACAAAUUGUACAGUAAAUACAUCCUUAGGCAAUCAUAAGCCGUUGGUUAUGUAGGAUGCAAAAAGAAGACGUUGGCUUGUCCCCCCCCCCUUUACCCCCUGUUUUUCCUUUAAUGUCUACAAAUUUCUUUGAGAAGUCCUGGGCCUGCAGGAAUCACAGCAGAUUGCACUGUUCCAAAGCAGCCUUGAUAAUCAGAAGUCUUUCCAAUUCUUAGAGCAGUUUAGAGUUGUUGGAAGAAUUAGCAAAAUGUGAAAGAAUCUCCGGCCUUAGAAUAUGUUGAAUAAAUACCUGCCAGGACUGUUUGAACUAUAGUAGACCUGCACAAUUUGUGAUCUGCAAAGCCUACUGAAGGAUACGGUAAGUUGAUACCUUCCUCAUUCGCCUGUAUCUUUUCUCAAAAAGUGGGGGAAAGCCCAGGGCUCAGUGGUUAUGCUUUGCUUGUCCCCAAGUUCAGUCUUUGGCAGCUAUUAAUGAAGUGGAUGGGACGCGGGUGGCGCUGUGGGUUAAACCACAGAGCCUAGGACUUGCCGAUCAGAAGGUCGGCGGUUCAAAUCCCCGCGAUGGGGUGAGCUCCCAUUGCUCGGUCCCAGCUCCUGCCAACAUAGCAAUUCGAAAGCACGUCACAGUGCAAGUAGAUAGUGAGGAAAGUCUUCUGGGCUGAGACCCUGGACAGCCACAGUCAUACCUGCCCCAGAAAAAACAGGACAUCCCAUUUUGGUUGCUGUGCUCUCACCCCCAAAAGUACUUUUUUGGGAGAGUGAGGCAUGGGUCACAUGACUCACCCAGGAGUACAUCCCGGAAGAAGCGCGUCACAGUUUUGGGUUUCUAAAAGUUGGACAGCAUGCACUGCCAGCCUGUGUAGACCAGCAUAGGUGAGAUAGGCUGGAAUCAAGACCCUGACUGCACAGGACCAUAGGCAGGGAGCUAUUACCCAUGAGAUUUCAAGCAGUUACCAUGUGUUUCAUAGUCAUGUGCUUGGCCCCAACCCUGAAUGCGAUGGAGACACUUUAUACCUUUGCAGACCAGUGACUCCAUAGCAAUACCAAGAGCACACAUGCAAGCUUGGAGCAAAAAGGCUUAUUUGUUGAAGGCAAAACCUAGAUCCAUUGAAUUCAAUGGAAACUUUGCUGUUGAUCUUAAUAAGAUAUAGAUUGCAUUUGAAGCUGUUUUUAUAGUUGUAUUUUCCAACUUAUAUAGCUUAUAGCAUCUGCUCAAUACUGGUUCAUUUAAAGUGUUUUUAAGAGCUGUGUCCAGUGUUAAUCAUGCUCAGAACAGAUCCAUUGGAAUUAAUGGGCAUGAUUAACCAGCUGGAAGCUUGAGUUCUUCUGGGGCUGUCCUUACAAUACUGCAAAUAAAUACCUAAGCCAGCACAAAAUGCCUGUCAGGCACAGACUUAUAUGAUACCUGGUGGUAAGAGUCAGCAUGGCACAGUGGUUAGAGUGUUGGACUAGGACCUUGGAGACCAGAGUUCAAAUCUCCACUCAGCCAUGAAGUUCGCCUUGGACCAGUCACCAUCUAUCAGUCUAACCUACCUUACUGGGUUGCUGUGAGAGUAAAACAGAGAGCAGGGCAAACCAUGUAUGUCAGAUUGAGCUCCUUGGAGGAAAGGUGGGAUAGAAAUGUAAUAAUAAAAAACUUAUGUCCAUUCAUUUCAGUGGGUCUAUCCAGAGUAGAACUUAGCUAGAUACAAGCCAUAGUCUGUACUUAUACUUUGCUGAUUAGUCAUGUAACUUAUUGUCAUUAUUAAUCAUUAUUAUCAGGACUAAUUGUGGGCCUAAUAAGGGGUAAUUAUCCCCAACUUUAAAGAGUGAAGAGUCAAAGUUAACUUAACUAGGAGAAUAUAAAACUAAAUAAUGAGACAAAAUCUUUUACUACAAGAAUUCAAAGCAAAGGAUUUUAUUCUUUUUUAAAUGUCUACCUAGUUAUAGUUCAAGGGACGCGGGUGGCGCUGUGGUCUAAACCACUGAGCCUUGGGCUUGCCGAUCAGAAGGCCAACCUAGCAGUUCGAAAGCACGUCAAAGUGCAAGUAGAUAAAUAGAUACCGCUUCAACGGUAAGGUAAACGGCGUUUCUGUGUGCUGCUCUGGUUUGCCAGAAGUGGCUUAGUCAUGCUGGCCACAUGACUGAGAAGCUGUCUGCGGACAAACACCAGCUCCCUUGGCCAGUAAAGCGAGAUGAGCGUCGCAACCCCAGAGUCGUCAGGGAUACCUUUACCUUUACCUUUAUUUAUAGUUCUUUUUUUGGGGAGGGGGGACCUCUGCUAUUAUCCUCUGCAAACAAGAAAAGUGGCAAAGUAUUAAGAUUGCAUUGCUAUUAGUCAGCAGUUUUUAGAAGUUCUGGAGCUAUAUGACAUAAAUAUACAUUUCCUCCUUACAGGUUUUCAUUUUUGUCUGGAAAUUGAUGUGCCAUCUUCAGAGUUCUACGAUUUUACUUCUCCUUGUUAUCCUCAUUGUGAAAUCAUCCUGUCUGAAUAUGUAA